Molecule: messenger RNA, 1302 nt
Organism: Carassius gibelio (silver crucian carp)
Lineage: Eukaryota; Metazoa; Chordata; Actinopteri; Cypriniformes; Cyprinidae
Product: E2F-associated phosphoprotein-like
Exons: 6
Coding region: 92-1015 (307 amino acids)
Biological process (GO): positive regulation of cell population proliferation
Cellular component (GO): nucleus
Source: RefSeq, a predicted model, not a curated record
AAGCGUGACCCAGAAAUACUUUAUAACUUGCUUUCCGGUGCUAAAGCAAAACGUGUUAUAUUUUUCUGGUGUUUUACUCUAAAUAAGAACAAUGAAUCGACAAGAUGAUUAUGAUUCAUAUGAGAUUGAAGAGCCAAGCGACGAGGAAGGAGCCGAAAGCAGCUCUGAGGAUGAGCUGGAUAUUCUUCUUAAUGGGACCCCAGACCAGAAGAAGAAGCUGAUCCGAGAGUAUCUGACGGGGGAGAGCGAGUCCUCCAGCGGGGAUGAGUUUGAGAAGGAGAUGGAGGCAGAGCUCAGCAGCACCAUGAAGAGCCUGGAGGGCCGCUGGACAGCAUCUUCAGCUCCAGGUCAAAUAUCUGGGAGCGGUGAUGCCACUUCCACAGUAGACAAGCAACAGGUUCAGGAGUAUGACAGCAUUUACUUCGACUCCGACUCGGAUGAAGAAGGCAAAGCUGGCAGCUCUCAGGGACCGAGGAGGAAGCAGCGCUCUGUUCUCACAAAUGAUGAGCUGUUAUACGACCCAGAUGAGGAUGAUCGCGACCAGGCUUGGGUGGAUGCAAAACGAAAAGAAUACAGAAAUCAGAGGCGGCUGCCACCAUCAGCGAACAGAAGAAACAAACCACACGCUAUCCCAAGCAGUGACGCUGUCCUCAACUGUCCGGCCUGUAUGACCACCUUAUGUCUGGACUGUCAGAGGCAUGAGAAAUAUCAGACGCAGUACAGAGCCAUGUUUGUGAUGAACUGCACAGUCAACAAAGAGGAAGUCCUGCGCUAUAAAACCGCAAAUAAGAGAAAGCAGAACCGGCACAGAAAGAAGGCACGUCAGGAGUCCACGUCCACAUCCACAGAGGUUGAAAUGGAGUCAAGUGCAGGUCUGACUGAUGCACGCUUGGCAGGAAUGGAUGAAGAAGAGAUGUAUCACCCAGUCAAGUGCACAGAAUGCUCCACUGAAGUGGCAGUGUAUGAUAAAGAUGAGGUGUAUCAUUUCUUCAACAUCCUAGCAAGUCACUGCUAAGAACAUUUACUGGACUUAAAGUCCAAACCACACUUUUUGGUUUGGUUUAAUGUUGUGCAUCGCCAGGCAAGUUUCCUGUAAAGUGCACAUAGAGAAAGAUAAAGUUUUUUGGGGAAUGUGGCUAGACAUGAUUUUAUUUAUAAGGCUUUUAUUUGAUUUAUAUUCUGCUGUUGUAAAAUGUAAACACUUUCAUGUGAUCCACUUCAUGUUAAUUACAUUUCGUAUUUGCAUAAAAAGUUGUUCUAGUGCCUCAGAUAUGUUGUUCCCUUUUAUUAAAUUGUAUUUUU